GAAGGCCGCUGGCGCGGCAGAAAGUAGGGGCGGAGUCCGGCCGCAGAGUGGACUCCAAUUCCCAGCGACUCUGCGUGCGGGACGCGUGCGCAGUGUCACGGCGGCGAGCGGAAGAUGGCGGCGGCGGCGUCUGGGAAGAGGCGCUGCUGAGGGGGCGCGAGGGGGACGGAGGCCCGAGCCGUGGGAGUACUGGACAGCAGCCAUGGCAGGAAGCAGUGGGGACAGCGUCACUCGCCGGAGUGUGGCAUCACAGUUCUUCACCCAAGAGGAGGGACCGGGAAUCGAUGGCAUGACCACCUCGGAGAGAGUAGUGGAUCUCCUGAACCAGGCAGCACUGAUCACCAAUGAUUCGAAGAUCACAGUGCUCAAACAGGUCCAGGAACUGAUCAUUAACAAAGAUCCCACACUGCUGGACAACUUCUUGGACGAGAUCAUCGCUUUCCAAGCAGACAAGUCGAUUGAAGUGCGAAAAUUUGUCAUCGGCUUCAUCGAGGAGGCAUGCAAGCGAGACAUUGAGUUGCUGCUGAAACUGAUUGCAAACCUCAACAUGCUCUUGAGAGACGAGAAUGUGAACGUGGUGAAGAAGGCCAUCCUCACCAUGACCCAGCUCUACAAGGUGGCCCUGCAGUGGAUGGUGAAGUCCCGGGUGAUCAGCGAGCUCCAGGAGGCCUGCUGGGACAUGGUGUCUGCCAUGGCUGGGGACAUCAUCCUGCUCUUGGACUCUGACAAUGACGGCAUCCGUACCCACGCCAUCAAGUUUGUGGAGGGCCUUAUCGUCACCCUGUCGCCCCGCAUGGCUGACUCGGAGGUGCCUCGACGCCAGGAGCAUGACAUCAGCCUGGACCGCAUCCCUCGUGACCAUCCCUACAUCCAGUACAAUGUGCUAUGGGAAGAGGGCAAGGCAGCCUUGGAGCAGCUGCUCAAGUUCAUGGUGCACCCCGCUAUCUCCUCCAUCAACCUGACCACGGCCCUGGGCUCCCUCGCCAACAUUGCCCGCCAGAGGCCCAUGUUCAUGUCCGAGGUGAUUCAGGCCUACGAAACCCUGCACGCCAACCUGCCCCCAACUCUGGCCAAAUCUCAGGUGAGCAGUGUGCGUAAGAACCUCAAGUUGCACCUGUUGAGUGUGCUGAAGCACCCAGCCUCCUUGGAGUUCCAGGCUCAGAUCACCACCCUGCUGGUAGACCUGGGCACGCCUCAGGCGGAGAUCGCCCGCAACAUGCCCAGCAGCAAGGACGCUCGCAAGCGGCCCCGAGAUGACUCGGAUUCCACGCUCAAGAAGAUGAAGCUGGAGCCCAACCUGGGAGAAGACGACGAGGACAAGGACUUGGAGCCGGGCCCCUCAGGGACCUCGAAGGCCUCAGCGCAGAUCUCAGGCCAGUCAGAUACAGAUAUCACAGCCGAUUUCCUACAGCCUCUGCUGACACCUGACAACGUGGCUAAUCUGGUCCUCAUCAGCAUGGUGUACCUGCCUGAGGCCAUGCCCGCUUCCUUCCAAGCCAUCUACACCCCAGUGGAGUCAGCAGGCACUGAAGCCCAGAUCAAGCACCUGGCUCGACUCAUGGCCACACAGAUGACAGCUGCAGGACUAGGGCCAGGCGUGGAGCAGACCAAACAGUGCAAGGAGGAGCCCAAGGAGGAGAAGGUGGUGAAGCCGGAGAGUGUCCUGAUCAAGCGGCGCCUCUCAGCCCAGGGCCAGGCCAUCUCAGUCGUGGGCUCCCUGAGCUCCAUGUCCACCCUGGAGGAGGAGGCACCCCAGGCCAAGAGGAGGCCAGAGCCCAUCAUCCCUGUCACGCAGCCCCGGCUGGCGGGUGCUGGUGGGCGCAAGAAAAUCUUCCGCCUGUGUGAUGUGCUGAAGCCCUUGACGGAUGCCCAGGUUGAGGCCAUGAAGCUGGGUGCUGUGAAGCGGAUCCUGCGGGCUGAGAAGGCCGUGGCCUGCAGCGGGGCGGCCCAGGUGCGCAUCAAGAUCCUGGCCAGCCUGGUGACCCAGUUUGACUCGGGCCUGAAGGCCGAGGUCCUGUCCUUCAUCCUGGAGGAUGUACGGGCCCGCCUGGACCUGGCCUUCGCCUGGCUCUACCAGGAGUACAAUGCCUACCUAGCAGCCGGUGCUGCGGGCACCCUGGACAAGUAUGAGGACUGCCUUAUCCGCCUGCUCUCCGGCCUGCAGGAGAAGCCAGACCAGAAGGAUGGGAUCUUCACCAAGGUCGUGCUGGAGGCGCCACUCAUCACGGAGAGUGCCCUGGAGGUGAUUCGCAAGUACUGUGAGGAUGAGAGCCGCACCUACCUGGGCAUGUCCACUCUUCGAGACCUGAUCUUCAAGCGCCCAUCCCGUCAGUUCCAGUACCUGCACGUCCUGCUAGACCUCAGCUCGCAUGAGAAGGACAAGGUACGUUCCCAAGCCUUGCUGUUCAUCAAGCGCAUGUACGAGAAGGAGCAGCUGCGAGAGUAUGUGGAGAAGUUUGCCCUCAACUACCUGCAGCUCUUGGUCCACCCCAACCCACCAUCUGUGCUGUUUGGAGCCGACAAAGACACAGAGGUGGCAGCGCCCUGGACCGAGGAGACAGUAAAGCAGUGUUUGUACCUCUACCUGGCUCUCCUGCCUCAGAACCACAAGCUCAUCCACGAGCUGGCAGCCGUAUACACGGAGGCCAUCGCCGACAUCAAGAGGACUGUGCUAAGGGUCAUCGAACAGCCGAUCCGAGGAAUGGGCAUGAACUCGCCAGAGCUGCUCCUGCUGGUGGAAAACUGUCCCAAGGGGGCAGAGACGCUGGUCACACGAUGUCUGCACAGCCUCACAGACAAAGUCCCACCCUCCCCAGAGCUGGUGAAGCGGGUCCGGGAUCUCUACCACAAGCGACUGCCCGACGUCCGCUUCCUCAUCCCUGUGCUUAAUGGGCUGGAAAAGAAAGAAGUGAUCCAGGCCCUGCCAAAGCUCAUCAAACUCAACCCCAUAGUGGUGAAAGAGGUCUUCAACCGCCUGCUGGGCACGCAGCAUGGUGAAGGGAACUCGGCCUUGUCCCCCCUGAACCCAGGAGAACUUCUCAUCGCAUUACACAACAUCGACUCGGCGAAGUGUGACAUGAAGUCCAUCAUCAAAGCCACCAACCUGUGCUUUGCGGAGCGGAACGUGUACACGUCGGAGGUGCUGGCCGUGGUGAUGCAGCAGCUGAUGGAGCAGAGUCCCCUGCCCAUGCUGCUCAUGAGGACCGUCAUCCAGUCCCUGACCAUGUACCCCCGCCUGGGGGGCUUCGUCAUGAACAUCCUGUCCCGCCUCAUCAUGAAGCAGGUGUGGAAGUAUCCCAAGGUAUGGGAGGGCUUCAUCAAGUGCUGUCAACGCACCAAGCCCCAGAGCUUCCAGGUCAUCCUGCAGCUCCCACCCCAGCAGUUGGGUGCCGUCUUUGACAAGUGCCCCGAGCUCCGGGAGCCCCUUCUGGCUCAUGUCCGCUCCUUCACCCCCCACCAGCAAGCACACAUCCCCAACUCCAUCAUGACCAUUCUGGAAGCCAGCGGCAAGCAGGAGCCAGAGACUAAGGAAGCGCCUGCCGGGCCCCUGGAAGAGGACGACUUAGAGCCCCUGGCCCUGGCACCGCCCCCGGCCCCCCGACCCCCUCAAGACCUCAUCGGCCUGCGGCUGGCCCAGGAGAAGGCCUUAAAGCGGCAGCUGGAGGAGGAACAGAAACUGAAGCCUGGGGGAGUGGGAGCCCCCUCCUCGUCAUCAUCCUCUUCCUCGGCCCGGCCAGGCCCUCCCCAGCCAGAGGAAGCCAUUGACUUCCGGGAGGAGGGCCCGGAGUGCGAGACCCCAGCCAUCUUCAUCAGCAUGGAUGACGAUUCGGGGCUGACCGAGGCUGCGCUGCUGGACUCUAGUCUUGAGGGACCCCUGCCUAAGGAAGCCGCCAUUGGAUUGAUUUCAAAGGAGGAGCGGAGCCCCCAGACCCUCACCCCUGCCCUAGAAGACAUCGUUAAGACCCCCAGCCCCGCCGCCGAGGAAGCCGGGGAACCGGAGACCAAGGGGAACAGCUGACCAAGGGGAAGGGCUUGGUGGGGAGGGGGAGGGGGAGUGGGACUGGGAGCUCAGGAAGGGCGGCGGGGCGGGGCUUGGCCAGCCGGGCUUUGCCUCGAAAAAUUAAAAAAGGAAGAUCGCUGGUUUGGGCAUGGGUGCAGGCCCUGUCUCUGCCGUCAGGUCAGCUGUGGGACUGCAGCAGCUCGUGGGCGCGCCCAGGAGCCUCCUGCAAGAAGGGAGGCCGCGCAGGCCUGGGACUGCGCCUGCGCAGAGGGCCGCUCCUCGCCCCGCUUCCCCGCGCGCCCUCCCCUGGUAACCGCCCGCCCCUCCCUCCUUGGCAACCGGCGUCUCUGCGGCUGUCAGGGUCGGAGGUACACCUAUACGGCGGGCGACUGGUCUGGCCUAGCUGCGGGCCUUCCUCCCAGAGGUCCACGGUCCCGUUUAAACUAUGGGGGACCCACCCCCCGACCCCGAGCCCCCGCCCCAGCCAAGCUCCAGCCAUCGGGAUUCUCAGGUCUCCGAGCAGCGGCGGCGACGCAGUCGGGAACCCUCUAGGCCCUCAGCCUCAGAUGAGGUGCAGCAGAUACCGCUUGACACGCGGAUCCUGCGCAGCAGUCAGGAGAUCCCGUCGAACCCGAUGAACCUCCAGGGCUGGUCACAAGGGGCCAGCCUGCCUCCAAAUGAGAACGCCUUGUUCCAGGCUGAGGAAGCCCAGCUGGGCGAAGUAGAGUACCUUUCCCCAAAUACGGGCUUCCCCUCCGAGGAACAGCCCCGCACUUACCCGAGUGAAGACGGGCUCUGGGCUCACAACGCCAGUCUAAUGCUGCAGCAGCUACGUCAGGGCAAAGGCAGCCUCUUCCAGCAAGUGGAGGCUGCCUAUCAGGAGCCUCGGGCUGACCUCUUGGGCCAGUUCACCAUGUACCAGAGAGAAGACCUGCAGUUCAGCCAGGGUGCCCAGCAUGGGCCCUACAUCAGGGAUGACCCUGCCCUCCAGUUCUCCCCCUCUGAGCUGGGAUUCAUGCCCUUCAACAUAGAGGCGCCUGAGCCGGAACCUCGGGAGCUGGCUGUGCAGAACGCCAAGGCCUACCUGCUGCAGACCAGCAUCAAAUGUGACCUCAGCCUGUGAGAGUGGGGCCCUGGAGUGGGGAGGGGAUUGGACCCAGGUAGGGAGAGGCCCCAGCCAAGGCCCUUCCUCAGGUCUGGGGUCUCCUCAGUAAGGGGAGAACCAGCGACUACUCUGGAGGCAUCUGACUCAGACUAGAAGUCAGGCCGUAAAUACUAAAAGCCAGCAUUUACUUAGCAGACAUUGUGCCACCACUUCACACAUCAACAUCUGGUUCUCGCAGCUGAGAUCAGUGCAUCUUCUAUUCCCAUUUUGCAUGAGAGGAAAUUGAGAGAAAUUAGGUCCUGUAUCCAAAAUAACACAGCUAGGAUGUGACAGAGCCAGGAUUUCAGCACAAGCGAUUUGACUCCUGAGGCCCUGUUGUCUGUUUGCCAAGGUCACUUAUCUGAAGUCAUAACACCCUUCUCGACACCCCAUCACAUCCUCAUGACGCUGACUCUGUAGUGGGCGAGUAGACUAUAUAUAGUAAAUUAUAAGGUUAUGAUAAGAGCUAAGGUGAGCAACAAGGCAGAGUACUGAGGAUAGGGCGAGCGGGUUACGUGGUGUGAGGUCAGGGAGGGCCUCUCGCAGAUAAUGACAUUUGAUCAGGGGCCUGAGGGUGGUGAGGGAGCACACCUUGCAGGUAACUGGAGGAAGAGUCUGGGGUAUGGAACACAGCGAGCAUAAAGGCUUCAAAACUUGUGUUUGAGGGACAGCAAGGAGGCUGGUGCGACUGGAACCAAGGGAGGAAGAGGGUGUGAGAGAAGAUGAGUUUGGGAAGUAACAGGUCUCACUGAACCAAAACACUGACCCCUAUCCCUCCUGUGCUCAGAGCCUGCCAUGGCUCACCAGUGCCCUCAGGAGAAGAAGGUUCAUUCUUCUCUUACAGGCCCUAUAGAAUUCAACCCCAGAGUUCCGUCGUGGUGCAGCGGAAACGAAUCCAACUGGAAACAGUGAGGUUUUGGGUUCGAUCCCUGGCCUCGCUCAGUGGGUUAAGGAUCAAGCGUUGACAUGAACUGUGGUAUAGGUAACAGACAUGGCUUGGAUCCCACAUUGCUGUGGCUCUGGUGCAGGCCAGCGCUACAGCUCUGAUUGAACCCCUAGCCCGGGAACCUUUCCAUAUGCCUUGGGUGCGGCCCUAAAAAGCAAAAAAAAAAAAAAAAAAAAACAAGAAUUCAACCUCUUCUCCCUCUCCAAACUUUAUCUCUAGUCACUUCCUACCUCAGAUCCUAGAAUCUAGUCGAAAUUCACAUCCAGCUCUUCCCCAAUAUUACCCAGCACUGAGGAGCUUCAGGGUCCCUUACUGAAAAGCCCUGGUGAAAGUCUCACUUCUUACCCUUCCCAGUUCAGCCAUGUCCCCCACCACACCCAAGACUGCUGCCAAAGGGUUUGCGCGCCAGGGAGGGUUAGGCCAUACGUGCUUUGAAGUCAGGCCAGCUAAGUUUUUAAGUCCUGGCUGUGCUACCAGACUGUGAGACCUCAUGACCUCAACUAUUCCAAGCCACAGUUUCCUCAUGUGGGGAAUGGGCAUAAUUGCGCCUCAGAUGUAUGAUUGUGAGACUCCAACAUUGCCCUCAAGUGCCCAGCAUGGUCCCUGACUCAUGAAUGGAAGCCAUUAAGACACUGUUCUCCCACAACCCCUGUCCCUCCCUCUGCUCCAUCCACACCGACCUCCUCCUCGUUCCUCCGGCAUGCCAGGCACAUGCUCAACUCAAGGCCUUUGUGCUGCAUUCUCAACUGUAUCAUCUGCAAACCAGGGCAGUUUUGCUCCUUUCUUUUAAGGCUUUUACCUUUUCUUUCUUUCUUUUUUUCUUUUUUUUUUUUUUGUCUUUUUGCCAUUUUAUUGGGCUGCUCCCACAGCAUAUGGAGGUUCCCAGGCUAGGGGGUCCAAUCAGAGCUGUAGCCACCGGCCUAUGCCAGAGCCACAGCAACGAGGGAUCGGGUAAGGCCAGGGAUCGAACCUGCAACCUGAUGGUUCCUAGUCGGAUUUGUUAACCACUGAGCCACAACGGGAACUCCGCUUUUACCUUUUCUUUCUUUUUCACGUCACACUGCAUUGGCAAGGACGGCUGGUACAGUAGGACACAGACACAGUGAAAGAAGGCAUCUUCAUUCCCAGUCUCAGGGGACAUACUCGGUCUUUUACCAUUACGUUUGGUGUGUGCUGCAGAUAACCUGGAGCCACCCUUAUGAUAUGAGAACAUGUUACCUUCUGUUCCUAGUUUGCUAGAUUUUUAAAAAUCACGAAUGGGUGUUAAAUGUUAUCAAUCUCUCUGCACCUUUUAGGUGAUCUUACAUUUCUCCUUUAACAAGUUAAUGUGAUGAAUUACAUUUUUUUCCCUAUUUUUCUACUGUCAGUCCAGCCUUACAUUCCUGUUCUUAGUCCAAUUUAAUCAUCUUUUUGAUGAUGUCAAAAUCAAAGAUGUGUCAUCUUUUCGAGAAUGCUGGAUGCCAUUUGCUAAUAUUUUGUCUAGGAUUUCAGCACCUAUAUUUCUAAGUGAGAUUGACAUGGGAUUUCCCUUUCUCCGAAUUUCCUUGAGUUUGGGCAUCAAAAUUAGGUUAGAUUCACAAAAUGUCUCAAGGCCCAUGCAUCUGCUGUUUCUUCUGCCUGAAACAUCUUCCGACCAAUAUUUGGCUGGCAUGCCUUCUCACUAAAUGAGAUCAUUCAGAUCUCAGCUUAAAAUCACCUCAUUGAGGCCCUCCCUGGCCUCCCCAUUUAAAAUGACAAACCGGGAGUUCCCUGGUGGCUCAGCAAGUUAAGAUUCUGGCAUUGUAACAGCUGCUCAGGUCACUGCUGUGGUGUGAGUUCAAACCCUGGCCUGGGAACUUCUCUAUGGUGCAGGUGCAGCCAAAAAUAAAUAAAAAUAAGUAAAAUUGCA
This is a messenger RNA of Sus scrofa (pig), 7978 nucleotides long. It is a transcript of the gene SYMPK, whose product is annotated as symplekin scaffold protein. NCBI's taxonomy places the organism in Eukaryota, Metazoa, Chordata, Mammalia, Artiodactyla, Suidae. Gene Ontology annotation, cellular component: mRNA cleavage and polyadenylation specificity factor complex. The record is from RefSeq and is a predicted model, not a curated record.